UCUUCCAUCAGAAAAACAGAACAGGAAUUGCAGUUUUAGAAUCAAUGGAAAAAAGGGCCAAGAAAACAACUCCUUGUCCUGAUGGAUUUUGAUCCAACUAAAAGCAAUGAUCCUCUCAAACCCAACCAAAACCCACCAUUUCUGGCGUCUCACUUUUUUUCAACAAUACAGAACUCUCCCCUUCAACAAACCCAAAGCCAAACCAAGACAUCGAAGAAAGGGUCACAAAACAAGCUCGAGAAAUCGCAAUGAUGCACCAUUUGUGAACCAUGUGAAAGAAGCACGAGACCCAGAUGAGGCUUUAACUCUAUUUCAUGAGUAUCUCCAAAGGGGGUUUAAGCCUGACUACCCUUCAUACGCUGCUCUCUUAUACAAACUCGCACGUUGCCAGGAUUUUGGCGCUGUUGAGGAAGUUCUUCGUUAUGUGGAAGAUAAUAAUGUUCAUUGUCAAGAAACCAUUUUCAUUGCUUUGUUUCAACAUUACGGAAAAGCCCAAUUGGUCAAUAAGGCUGUUGAGCUUUUUAAUAGAAUGACCCGGUUUAAUUGUGUCCGUACAUCUCAGUCUUUGAAUGGUCUGCUUAAUGUUCUUGUUGAUAAUGGUUGGUUUCUUGAGGCCAAUGAGUUGUUUGAUAAGGGUUAUGAAAUGGGGUUCCGUUUGAAUUCGGUUGCUUUUAAUGUAAUGAUUAAAGGGUGGCUCGAGAAGGGGGAGUGGGAGCAAGCGAGCAAGGUGUUUGAUGAAAUGCUUGAGAGGAAAGUGGAACCAAGUGUUGUGACGUAUAAUAGUCUUAUUGGGUAUUUGUGUAGAAAUGGUGAGUUGGAUAAAGCAAAGGGUUUGUUAGAGGAUAUGAUUAAGAAAGGAAAAUGUCCCAAUGCGAUUACGUUUGCUUUGUUAAUGGAAGGUUCGUGCUUGGUAGGUGAGCAUAAUGAGGCUAAAAAGAUGAUGUUUGAUAUGGAAUAUAGAGGGUGCAAACCUACAGUUGUGAAUUUUGGUGUUUUGAUGAGUGACCUUGGGAAGAGAGGGAAGAUUGACGAAGCAAAAUCUGUGCUUCAUGAAAUGAAGAAGAGGCAUAUGAAGCCGGAUGUUGUCACUUACAAUAUUUUGAUCAAUUAUCUCUGUAAGGAGGGUAGAGCGGCUGAUGCUUAUGAAGUUUUGUUUGAAAUGCAAGUUGGAGGUUGUGAAGCCAAUGCUGCUACUUACAGAAUGCUGGUUGAUGGGUUUUGCCGGGUUGGGGACUUUGAGGGAGGUCUAAAGGUUCUGAAUGCAAUGUUGACAAGUGGGCAUUUUCCACGUGUUGAAACUUUCCGUUCUUUGGUUGUUGGCCUUGUGAAGUCUGGAAACCUUGAUGGUGCUUGCUUUGUUCUGGAGGAGAUGGAGAAGAGACAGAUGAUGUUCUGUCCAGAUGAUUGGGAAGCUCUUGUCACGGAAUCUUGUCGUGGAGAUGAAAAUGGAAGUGUAGGUGAACAUGUAAAUGAACUGGUCUUAGCCAUGGAAGCGUAAUUAGGGGAUAAAAAACUUAGUUUAACACUCUUGGGACUUUUAUCUAGCGUGACACAUUUUCUGUGAAGACAUGGUUUCAACUACAAACCAGUGUUUAGGUAUGUUCACUGAUUGGGUUUGCAAGUCUGACGAGUAAGGGGAAAGAAUGCAGGAUUUUACAUCAAUGGCAAGCCAAAGUAAUGUCCAAAGACUAGACACAUAUUGGUUGGGUUCUUAUUCCAACACAGAAAGGGCUGACACUUCCCCAAUCUUUAUAAAUGUUUUGUUAGCUACUUGAUGUCUGAUAAAAUGUUUGAAGAGAUCGAGAUACAGAGACGCAUAGAGAGAUGAUACAAUUAAUUGGAGAGUUUGUAACUUCUGUUGAUUGAUCAUUAUCGAAACCUAAUCAAUUAUUCAGCAGUGUAUGGGAAAAAUACCAUCCAUGAAGUUCUACAGCUGCAUGGUUCCAUUUUUACUGGAGACAUGAUAGCACGUUGUCAUGUAACACGAUGCUGCAGUCAAUAAAUUACUCUUCUUUUCCCCA
Messenger RNA from Populus nigra (black poplar), 2021 nucleotides. Its product is annotated as pentatricopeptide repeat-containing protein At1g07740, mitochondrial. The transcript has a single exon. Lineage: Eukaryota; Viridiplantae; Streptophyta; Magnoliopsida; Malpighiales; Salicaceae. The record is from RefSeq and is a predicted model, not a curated record. Gene Ontology annotation, molecular function: protein binding. Bases 107 to 1498 code for a protein of 463 amino acids.